This is a messenger RNA of Mandrillus leucophaeus (drill), 778 nucleotides long. It is a transcript of the gene MRPL22, whose product is annotated as mitochondrial ribosomal protein L22. The transcript is spliced from 6 exons. The coding region runs from base 11 to 709 and encodes 232 amino acids. NCBI's taxonomy places the organism in Eukaryota, Metazoa, Chordata, Mammalia, Primates, Cercopithecidae. Gene Ontology annotation, biological process: ribosome assembly; translation. The record is from RefSeq and is a predicted model, not a curated record. Gene Ontology annotation, cellular component: mitochondrial large ribosomal subunit; ribosome. Gene Ontology annotation, molecular function: structural constituent of ribosome.
AGGGCGGAAGAUGGCGGCGGCGGUCCUGGGACAGUUGGGUAAGGAUUUCUUAGUGGUUAAGCGACAGAAGGGAGUCGAGAUGGAAUCUGAAUUGACGGCUUGUGUUGAUGUUGCAGGUGCGUUAGGGAUACAGAACCUGAGGAGCCAGGGGAAGCUCGCCUUGGGUGUUUUACCUCAAUCGUAUAUCCACACAAGUGCUUCUCUUGACAUUUCUCGAAAAUGGGAGAAGAAGAAUAAAAUUGUCUAUCCCCCGCAACUGCCUGGAGAACCUCGGAGACCAGCAGAAAUCUACCACUGUCGAAGACAAAUAAAAUAUAGCAAAGACAAGAUGUGGUAUUUGGCAAAAUUGAUACGAGGAAUGUCUAUUGACCAGGCUUUGGCUCAGUUGGAAUUCAGUGACAAAAAAGGGGCCAAAAUAAUUAAAGAGGUUCUCUUAGAAGCACAAGAUAUGGCAGUGAGAGACCACAAUGUGGAAUUCAGGUCCAAUUUAUAUAUAGCUGAGUCUACCUCAGGACGAGGCCAGUGCCUGAAACGCAUCCGCUACCAUGGCAGAGGUUACUUUGGGAUCAUGGAGAAGGUUUAUUGCCAUUAUUUUGUGAAGCUGGUGGAAGGGCCCCCACCUCCACCUGAGCCACCAAAGACGGCAGUUGACCAUGCCAAAGAGUAUAUUCAGCAGCUUCGCAACCGGACCAUCAUUCACACUCUAUGAUGAGGAGAUUCAGACUCCACAGUGUAUAUAUUUUGCCAUUUAUUUUCUAAAAAUAAACACAAAUUGAAG